Molecule: messenger RNA, 489 nt
Organism: Acanthosepion pharaonis
Lineage: Eukaryota; Metazoa; Mollusca; Cephalopoda; Sepiida; Sepiidae
Source: the annotation of a GenBank genome assembly
AUGUUUAACGUCACCCCCAUCAACCAGGUUACUGAUAUGGAACAAAGAUGUAGAUGGUCUAAUAACCAAAAAUAUCAAGAAAGAAGAAACUUUUCAUCCGUCUUUCUAUUCUUCAACGCUUCUGGUUUUACAUCUAUUUCCUUCUUGGUUGGAAAUAAAGCAAAGAAUAGAAAAAGAAAAAGAAAACGAAAGAUCCUUUUCUUUUUUUCUUUCUCUAUUCUUUUCCUUAUUCUUUCAUUCAUCUAUUCCUUCCUUUCUUCAAAUAGUCAUUCAUUCAUUAAAUCCUUGCAUUUUUCUAUCCUGCUCUUUUUGUUUUUCUUUCUUUCGCUUCCAUUUUUUCUUUCGAUUUUUCUAUUUUAUUUCUUUUCCCGCCUUCUUUCCUUGUAUUCUGUUUUCUCUGUUAUUUUCUUCUUAAUUUCUUUUCUUUUAUAUUUUUUCUUUCUUUGUUCCUUUUUUCUUUUUUCUUUUAUUGCUAUUUUUUACUUUUAA